AUGGGAUCAUACCUUUGCUGGAGGCCCGGUGACGGAUUCCUCCUAGCUGCAGGCACAACGCCACUUGAUGUUGCGUCCAACGCAGGCAAAAUUGAGUGUCUCUACCGACCGACAAGUUUGCUGGAGCCAAGAAGCCACAAAAAUGAAAGAUGCCAAAAUGACGGGAAUAUCCGCAAGCUGUUCCGCUUGGUUCAUUCGACCGGUCCCUGGAGGCCUCCAGUCAGCCACAAUACCGACGGAGAAGGGUGCCUUGACCGCUCCGGGAAACAUGCUAUUAUCACGGGAGCAACAUCGGGCAUCGGACGUGCUACGGCAAUGGCGCUAGCACAAAGGAAUUGGAAAAUUACGCUUGGAUGUAGGGACAUGACUGCGGCAAACCAGGUAAAGCGGGAAAUCACCGCCGCAACCGGUAACAGCGAUAUCCGCGUGGAAUAUCUGGAUCUCACGGAACGUCCAUCGAUUGAUCGCUUUGCACAAAUAUUUGAGGACGUUCCUGUCCAUGCUCUCGUCAACAAUGCUGGUGUGAUGACAUAUUCCCCCGGCCGAGUGAGCUCUUUCGGUGGAGUCACUGUUGACGUGGCUACCAAUUACUUGGGCACCGCCUAUUUGACUCAUUUGAUGAUACCUCACUUGAGACGAGUUCAUGAGGAUUCAGUGUAUUAUCCUCGUAUCAUUCUUGUAAGCUCAUCACUUGCAUCUCGUGGUCAUCUUGAUGCUCUGCUAGAACCCUGGAGCCCAGCGAAACAAUGGAAUGCGACGCAAGCAUAUAGCAAUUCUAAACUGGCGUCUUGCUUAUUUGCGAGGGAACUCCAUCGUCGCUUCGGAUCAGGGCCGAGUAAAAAGGUUGAUGUGUAUUGUUUAUUCACCGGUGGAAUGGUCAAUACAAGACUCGGUCGACACAUGCUGGCCAAAUAUCCUGCUCCAAUUCAGUGGCUCUGGGGCAUACUUGCCAAACUCCUUUUGAAAACCCCUUUUGAGGGAUGUCAGAGUCUUAUUCACUGUGUUGUGAGCCAAAAUGUCCCUGGUGCUCAUUGCAAGGACAGCGACGGAAAUAAGAAUUUCGGUAUUUCUGGCAGUGGGUUGUUGUUAAGUAAUUGUGUUCCAAUUACUUGGCCGGAGAAUAUGAACGAUAUGCAAAAGGCCCAAUUGUUGUGGAGAGAAACUAUGGGUUUUCUGAACAUCGUCGAGUGA
Opisthorchis viverrini is the source of this 1191-nucleotide messenger RNA. RefSeq lists its product as hypothetical. Lineage: Eukaryota; Metazoa; Platyhelminthes; Trematoda; Opisthorchiida; Opisthorchiidae. Bases 1 to 1191 code for a protein of 396 amino acids. The transcript is spliced from 3 exons. Gene Ontology annotation, molecular function: oxidoreductase activity. The record is from RefSeq and is a predicted model, not a curated record.